AUGGAUAAUGAAGAGACCUACGAUCAUUACAACAUCGAAGUCGGAAACGACACCGUUCAGACGCUAGUGACCAACAGCCCGGGCAUGGUCGAUUCAUGGAUUGCCAAGAUCGAGCGUAUCCACCGCCGCCGCCUGAACCGUCUCGUCAUCGGGCUCGACAUCGAGUGGAGACCCAACUUCAGGCGUGGGCAGUCGAAUCCAGUCGCCCUCCUCCAACUCUGCGUCGGCCGCCGCUGCCUCAUCUUCCAGAUACUCCACGCUCCCAACUUCCCCGAUUCGCUCACUCAGUUCCUUGGUGACGGCAACUACACCUUCGUCGGGGCCGGAGUUUAUAAAGACGCUGAGAGGCUGGCGUCGGAGUUGGACGUGGAUGUGACAACUUGCGUAGAACUCGGGGACCUUGCGGUGGAGGCCUCCGGCGGCGACCGGAGAAUGAAGAAUGCUGGGUUGAAGGGUUUGGCGAGGGAGUUUCUUGAAAUGGAUUUGGAGAAGCCGCGGGAAGUGCAGCUGAGCAAAUGGGACGCGCGCUGGCUGACGUUGGAUCAGGUUCAGUACGCGUGCACUGAUGCUUUCGUGUCCUUUGAGAUUGGGAGGGUCUUGGAAGCCUGGAAAUAA
Messenger RNA from Humulus lupulus (European hop), 615 nucleotides. Its product is annotated as 3'-5' exonuclease-like. The record is from RefSeq and is a predicted model, not a curated record. Gene Ontology annotation, molecular function: nucleic acid binding; 3'-5' exonuclease activity. Lineage: Eukaryota; Viridiplantae; Streptophyta; Magnoliopsida; Rosales; Cannabaceae. Gene Ontology annotation, biological process: nucleobase-containing compound metabolic process. Bases 1 to 615 code for a protein of 204 amino acids. Gene Ontology annotation, cellular component: nucleus; cytoplasm. The transcript has a single exon.